Heteronotia binoei (common prickly gecko) is the source of this 4728-nucleotide messenger RNA. It is a transcript of the gene MST1R, whose product is annotated as macrophage stimulating 1 receptor. Gene Ontology annotation, cellular component: signaling receptor complex; membrane. NCBI's taxonomy places the organism in Eukaryota, Metazoa, Chordata, Lepidosauria, Squamata, Gekkonidae. The transcript is spliced from 21 exons. Bases 166 to 4275 code for a protein of 1369 amino acids. The record is from RefSeq and is a predicted model, not a curated record. Gene Ontology annotation, molecular function: transmembrane receptor protein tyrosine kinase activity; protein binding; ATP binding. Gene Ontology annotation, biological process: multicellular organism development; cell migration; protein phosphorylation.
AAGCAGCCAUCGGAGUAGGUGUGGGAGUUCAGAGAGCACGCGACGGCGGCGAGCUGUAAUGCAAUGACAGGCCAUUCUAGAUGGGUUGGAAAUUCAUGCAGAAUUGAAGAACUGAGGUAGCCCUCUCUGAAACCUGGACUUGGAGUUGCUCUUACUUCCUCUAGUAUGGAUACAUCAUUCUUGCUUUGUCUUAUUCUGGCAUUGCUUCCUGUAAGAACUCUUGGGAACACUUGGAAAUGCCCUCAUAUUCCUUAUAACUUGACCAGAGAUUAUACAGUGCAAUAUCACCUGCCUACAUUCACAGCUGAGGGUGACAUCCAGAACAUAGUCACAUAUGAGCCUGCUGGUGCAAUUUUUGUUGCCAUUCGGAACAAGAUCUACAUGCUGAACUCGAAGCUGGCAAUUCUUUCUACCAUAGCAACUGGUCCCUGGGGUAGUGGCCAGUGCAAGAUCUGUACCAAGUGCCAAGUGAAAGGGCCAAUGGAUUUUGAAGACACAGAUAACAAAGUUUUGGUGAUGGAUCCAUUUGAACCUUGGCUUUACAGUUGUGGGUCUUCUCAGCAUGGAGUCUGCUUCCUGCAUGAGAUUGAAAUGCAGGGCAACAUUGUUUUCAUUAAAGAAACUAAAUGCUUGUAUUCAGCCCAAUUUAAUAAGCCUUCUGAAUGUCCAGAUUGUAUUGCCAGUGCCUUGGGGACUAGAGCUGUAGUUAUUGAUAAAGGCGCAUCAUACUUCUAUGUUGCCUCUACCAUCAACAGGAGCAUAGCUGAGAUAUACAGCCCCCAAUCAGUGUCUAUACGAAGACUGAAGAGCACCACAGAUGGAUUUGACAAUUCUUUCCAUUACUUAACUGUGCUGCCUGAGUAUCAAGACACGUAUCCCAUUGACUAUGUGUAUUCCUUUAAUGACCAGCACUUUGUGUAUUUUCUGACAGUCCAAAAAGAAAGCCCCAGCUCCAAAUCAUACCAUACCAGGAUAGUGCGGCUCAGCACUGAGGAUAAUGACUUGCAGAAGUACCGUGAGCUGAACCUGGAUUGUCGUUUUGAAUACAAGCGGAGGCGGAAGAGGGGACUUUCGGUGAACCCAAGGAAUGUAGCUUUUAAUAUCCUGCAGGCAGCUCACGCAACCAAGCCAGGCUCAAAGCUGGCCCAAGAGAUCAGUGCUAGUGAAACAGAUUUGGUUCUCUUUGGUGUGUUCACUGAAAGCCAUGUAGAGAGCAAGGUGCCACAUAAGAAUUCUGCUGUUUGUGCUUUCCCCAUGAGCAUGAUCAACCAGGCUAUUGAUGAUGGGAUGAACAAAUGCUGCAGUUCAAGCAUCCAUGGCAAGAUGCUACGAGGACUGAUGUUCUAUCAGGAUACUGAGUACUGCCCACAUAAUGUGAAUUCCUCGGUGGUAGAUACCAGCUGCUGGAAGAAGCCUACCAUGAUCACUACAGACAGGUACAGGUUGGACCUCUUCAAUGGACGAAUGGCUGCAAUGCUUCUGACCUCCAUCUAUGUUACUGCAAUUGGUGAUGUGACGGUUGCUCACCUGGGCACCUCAGAAGGACGCAUUAUGCAGGUGGUGCUUCAGAGAUCCAUUGCUCAUACAAUCACAUUGGCCAACUUCUUCUUGGGGGAGAGAUUGCCAGUGCUGCGAGAGGUCGAUAAACUGAAAGAUUCUUUGUUCUUUGUCACAGGAAAUAAGAUGUCACAGGUGAGCAUGACUGGCCCAGGUUGUCGUCAUUUCCUCACCUGCCUCAGCUGUCUGAAAGCAGAGAAAUUUAUGCAUUGUGGGUGGUGUGGAAAUUCAUGUACCCGUCAGGAAGAAUGCAAGACACUAUGGAACAAGGAGAGCUGCCCACCUGUUCUCACUGAUUUUCACCCCAAAAGUGCACCACUGCAUGGCAGCACCAAAGUGUCCCUCUGUGGCAUGGGGUUUCAGUCACAUUCAUCUUCCUCUGGUGGUGUUGACUCAUUAUCUCCUGUUGGUGAAUAUCGGGUUACAGUGGGACAGAAGAACUGCACUGUGAUUUUUGAAGAAAGCCUUGCAAACAGGUACAGCCAAUUAUCUGGUGACAUUAUUGUCUGCACUUUAGAGCCACAGGAGAAACAAGUAGAUCUGGAGCCACAAAGUGUUGAAGUUACCAUCACAGAGAAGAAACAUGCCCCAAUGUACAUCAAUGGCUCUUCAGUUUGUAAUGGCUUUGUGUUUGUGCAGCCAAAUGUAACUUCUAUCCACCCUGCAUAUGGCCCACAGGCUGGAGGAACAGAGAUCUUUAUCUGGGGACAAAAACUCCUGGUUGGGGCCACAAGGAAGGUGUUGAUUAAUGGCCUGGAUUGCCCCUUGGACAAGGAAAGGGAAAGCCAGGGAGAAGAGGCCAUAAUUUGUAUCAGUCCUGCUUCAAACAAUCUGACCAGUGCUUCUGUGAUUGUAGUAAUAGAUGAAGAACAGUUUCUUUCCCCACAGCACUUCUGGUAUCGAAAAAAUCCCCGAAUACAUCAUAUAUCUCCAAACUGCAGUUAUGAAGGCUCCAAUAUCUCCAUCUUUGGCACCAAUUUGGAUUCAGUGUAUUACACAAAGGUACAAUUUGAGUCUGCAGCAGUGAAAACAGAAGCUAAAGUAUGCAAGGGGCCACUGUCAGCAAACAGCCUGGUGUGCCAGAGUCCUGCCUACCCAUUUGAAAACAAGAUUGAAAGCGUUCACGGGAUCCUGAGAAUCUUGAUGGAUGGUGCUCUGGGCCGCAAGGAAUUUCAUACUCGCUACUACCCCAAGCCACAGAUCUACCCCUUUGAGAAUGAAGACAAAUUGUACACGCUCAUACAAGGAGAAGAUAAGAUCAAGAUUAAUCAUAGAGGUCUGGAUGCUUUAAUAGGUUGCAUGAAUAUCUCUAUGACAGUAGCUGGCAGAAUGUGCCGCCCCAGCGUGCUGAAGAAUGAAGUGACCUGUCGAAUCCCCAAGGACCUGAACGUCCCUCUGGAUGGUUUGCCUGUUCAGAUUUGUGUGAGUGACAACUGCACAGAUGUGGGUUUCGUGACUGUGGUCUCAUCUUUAUCCCCUGUUGCUGUUGUCUUGGGGACCAUUGUAGCCAUCCUAGUCCUCUGCCUCUUGGGAUUUCUGAUGAUGAAAUAUAUGCGGAGGAGGAAGAAGAAGAAGACAGGGACUGAGAACUUGGAAAGAUUAAGCUUCAAUAGGGGCACGCCAAGCAUUGCUCUCCUUCCCUCCAACACUGGUUACAUGAGUGGUACAGGUAGCAGUGAUGGUUCUGCUGUACCCCUCAUGCGGGUGCCAUCUUGCUCUAUUGAAAAUCUUCGCCCAGAGCUGCUGGAAGAGGUGAAGGAUGUCCUAAUCCCAGAAGAGCAGCUGAUAAUGCACAAAGAUAAGAUUAUUGGCAAAGGGCAUUUUGGGAGUGUUUACCAUGGAACAUACAUAGAUCCAUCCCAGAGACAGAUACGCUGUGCUGUUAAAUCCCUGAACCGAAUCACUGACUUGGAAGAGGUGGAAGAGUUCUUGAAGGAAGGGAUUCUGAUGAAGAGCUUCCACCACCCCCAUGUCCUUUCUCUUAUUGGAAUUACUCUACCAAAAGAGGGGCUGCCACUGGUAGUGCUACCAUACAUGAAGCAUGGAGAUCUGCGACAAUUUAUCCGUUCUGAGGAGAAGAACCCUACUGUGAAGGAUUUAAUAGGCUUUGGGUUGCAAGUGGCUCGAGGGAUGGAGUACUUGGCCCAGAAGAAGUUUGUACACAGAGACCUUGCUGCCAGAAACUGUAUGUUAGAUGAGACUUUUACAGUGAAGGUGGCAGACUUUGGGUUGGCUAGAGACAUUUUUGACAAGGAGUAUUACAGUAUCCAGCGACACCGUCGAGCCAAGCUUCCAGUCAAAUGGAUGGCCCUAGAGAGCCUGCAGACCCAAAAAUUUACCACCAAGACUGAUGUAUGGUCCUUUGGGAUCCUCAUGUGGGAGCUGAUGACACGAGGGGCCUCCCCAUACCCAGGAGUGGAUCCAUAUGAUAUAACCCGCUACUUGUUGCAAGGAAGGCGGCUGCCCCAGCCUGAGUACUGCCCAGAUUCUCUGUACACAUUGAUGCUGAACUGCUGGGCCCCAAGUCCUGAGGAACGACCAACUUUCUCUAUCCUGAUCCAGGAAUUGGAGCAUAUCGUGUCUUGUCUAAAAGGGGAACAUUACAUCAACCUCAAUGUUACCUAUGUCAACCUCGAUCAAGGCCAUCCAUUCAUUGCCACAGUCCACUGUGAAGAUGAACUGGACUCUAGUGAAGGAGAGGCUGCUUCUGUGUGCUAAGUAGAUACUCUGAGAGAACCCAUUCAAAUCUAGCAAAGGCCUGUACUGGAAGUCUUUCAACGGCUUCACUUCACAGUCUGAGAAUACUUCCUGAUUCUUACUUCUUGACUUGCAGCAGUCACUAGUGGUCCUCAGUCUUCCAUUUAGACACCACCUAUUAUGUCAGUGCCUUGUGGAUUCAAGAAAGCCACAAACAAGACCUUCUGAGAUAACCUCUGCUCUUCUGGCUGGGGUGGGGAUGGUGAUUAAAAGAAAAAAAGCAGAGAUAAGCUCAUACCUUGCAUACGAUGUGGGGCAGGUCCCCUUAAGCUCUCCCAAAGAUACACGUUAAUAAUACCUGUGAACUUGUGUGCAGGGCUGUGUUUAUUACUAUGAAAUAAUUUAAUGUCUCAGCCUGUGGCUGAAUUUGUAUAUAAAGGAAUAAACUGGCCAUAUGUGCUGUUUAUAUCAGGA